CUUCAUUAGCCGAAAGAAAGCCCGUUAAGCUUUCGGUUUCAUUUUCUCUCGUAUAAUCAUCACUCGGGUCUUUUUUCUCUGUGGCUCUGCAUCUCUCAGUAUGUUUGGAAAUGCUAGGAUGAUUUUCUCAAAGCUGAAAUAGGACAAGAAAUAUUUUCCAGUUAAUUCAAACGAAAGAAAUAAUGCAUAUAUAGGGGAAAAGGUCCGUUCUGCUUUGCUAUAUUCUUUAAUGAAGAUUGGUGAAUUUGGCAAUGCUUUGACGAACUGCUCGUUGUUUGAUUAGAUUGUUGGUUGUAUUGGCUUGAGUUGUGAAUCUGGUGAGCAAGGAUGGCAAAGAAGAAGAAUCCUCUAGUUUUUAUGGAUGUGUCAAUAGAUGGUGAUCCUGUUGAAAGAAUGGUUUUUGAGCUCUUUCCUGAUAUUGCUCCCAAGACUGUAGAAAACUUCCGUGCCCUUUGUACAGGAGAAAAGGGCAUUGGUCCUAGAACUGGAAAACCGUUGCACUACAAGGGUUCAUUUUUCCAUCGUGUCUCUAAAGGUUCCUUGGCCAAGGGUGGUGAUUUUGUAAGAAGAGAUGGAACAAGUGGGGAAAGUAUAUAUGAUGGGAAAUUUCCAGAUGAAUCACCUAGGCUAAAGCAUGACGGACCUGGUCUUUUAUCUAUGGCAAUUGCUGAUCGUGACACUGUUGGUUCACAAUUUGUUAUCACAUUCAAGGCUAAUCAUGACCUUGACAGAAAGUAUGUAGUCUUUGGACAGCUUGUACAAGGAAAUGAAGUGUUGAAGAAAAUGGAAAAUGUGGGUAAUGAGGAAGGAAUACCUACUGUGACAGUGAAAAUUAUUAAUUGUGGCGAAGUCAGUGAAGAAAAUAUGAAAAAUAAGUUUAGAACGGGCAACGAUACUUUUUCUGCUGCUAACAAUUAUGAAUCACGGAGGAAGGGGAAAAAUAAGAAAUCUUCAAGAGACAAAAGAAAGAACAGAAGAAGACAUUAUUCGUCUGAUUCGGAGAGUUCCUCAGAUUCUGAGACAGAAUCAUCUGAAUCUGAUAGCGAUUCUGACUCAUAUCUCUCAUCAUCGUCUGACAUUAGCUCUUCAAGUGAUGAUGGGCACAAAAAGAGGAAGAGAUCUUCUAAACGAGGAAAAUAUAGACAUGGAAAAAGGAGAGAUAGACGACGUGAGAAAAAGAGAAAAAGGCGUGAUAAGAGAUCAAAGCGUAAAUCAAGAAGGGCUUCAGAUAGCCUUACAGAUGAUGACAGUGAGAGUAGCAGUGAAAGCAGCAGUGACAGUGAUGAUAGAGGAAAACCACAGAAGCAUAAAGAGCCUUCUCAGAAAAGUGUUGGGAACCAAUCCCCUUUGGCUACAGAAAAAGCACUUCCUCACAGAAAGAAUGAAGAGGCUGAUUUGGAGUGUGACGCCCCUAGGGAAAAUGGAGGGCGAAAGAGCAAUGGCAUUGAAGAAGGUGCUAAAUCAGACAGAAGUGCAGAGAGACCACCUGAUGUGGUAGAUGAUGGCCCGAGCAAAUCUAGGAGCAGAAGUGCGAGUCCUAAGAGGACCAUGAGUAAGAGUAUGAGUAUUAGUCCAUGGAGGACUCAUAGCCGGAGCCCAAGUCUUAGCCGAAGCCGAAGUGUGAGCAGGAGCCCAGUUGCAAGUAGGAAUCCCCCACGUUUUCUAGAAAGAAGUUUAAGCAGGAGUCCUGCUAGAAGCAUCAGAAUAAGCCCAUCGAGGACGAGAAAGGAUAGAAGCAUCAGUAGGGGCCCAGUUAGAGGACAUUCUAGAAGAAGCAUAAGCAGGAGCCCUGUAAGGUCCCUGUUGCGGUCCCGAAGAAGCCCAAGUAGGAGUCCACUCAAGUCAACAAGAAAAUCAAUUAGUAGAAGCCCGGUUAGACUUUCAAAGAGAAGCACAAGUAGAAGUCCUGCAAGAUCUCGGAGAAGCAUUAGCGGAAGUCCUGUAAGAUCUUCUAGGAGAAGCAUAAGUAGGAGCUCUGCUAGGGCUCCUCCUAGGAGAAGCAUCAGCAGAAGUCCAUUAAGGGAACCAAUUAGGAAUUAUCGUCGUAGUUAUUCAAGGAGCCCCACUGCUGUACGACGGGUAAGGUCACCUACUGAUCGAGGUAGAAAUAUGUCAAGAAGUGUUUCUCCUGAUGAAUCACCUAAGCGUAUCAGAAGGGGUCGGGGUUUCAGUGAGCGCUACUCCUAUGCACGAAGAUACAGAACCCCUUCUCCAGAUCGUUCUCCUGUGAGGUCCUAUCGUUAUGGUGGCAGGAUUGAUCGUGAGAGGUAUUCAAGUUACAGGCGGUAUUCACCUAGGCGCUAUAGAAGCCCCCCAAGAACUCCUCCAAGGUAUAGAGGCAGAAGAAGCCGGACAAGAAGUCUGUCUGUAUCACCGAGCCCGAGGUAUAGAAAUCGUCGAUGUGGUCAUGGCCGCAGCCGUAGUCCAAGUCGAAGUCGAACCUCUAUUCACAGCCGUAGCUCAAGUCAAAGUCGAACCCCUGUUCGCAGCCAUAUUGCAGUUGAUUCUCCAAGGGUUGGAAGGCGAAGUUCCCCUUCACCGAGUAGGAGCCGAUCAGAAUCAAGGUCGUUGUUGAACUCCCAGUCUUCUCCAAAGCAGGUGAGCAAAGUGAAGUCAAGGUCAUCAUCAAGAAGCCCAGAUGGUAGAAGGGGACUGGUCUCUUAUGAUGAUGGUUCACCCGACUCGGGAAGGUGAAAUGCAGUGAAAGUUGGGAGAAGAUUUUUGUUUAGUGUUUGAUAAGCCCCAUCUUCUGUUGGUGCACUGAACUUGACUGGACUGUGCAGUUUUACCAACUUGUCUCUACUUUCUGUUAUGGUAUUUCAGGAAUUUUCGUUGAGGUGGUUGUUGUUGGGCUGGCAUGCUUAUUUAGGGUAAUUUUAUUUUGUUAUAAAUAAAAAUAAUUAAUAGUAUGCGACCUGUGUAACUAUUACGGGUUAGGAAGAAAUUCGGUACUUUGUUAGUGCAGGAGUAUCAUACCCAAGUAUCUGGUCUAGCUUUAUGUGUAUUAACGGAAAGUUUGUUGCAGAAGAGGCGAUGGUUUCUGCAGCAUCAUUUCCAUAAUUUCAUUUUUGUUUCUUUGCCCCUAAUUCAUUAUAAUUUCAACCCAAUUUUCCAAAA
Gossypium arboreum is the source of this 3117-nucleotide messenger RNA. RefSeq names its product peptidyl-prolyl cis-trans isomerase CYP95-like. Gene Ontology annotation, molecular function: peptidyl-prolyl cis-trans isomerase activity. Bases 328 to 2694 code for a protein of 788 amino acids. The transcript is spliced from 16 exons. NCBI's taxonomy places the organism in Eukaryota, Viridiplantae, Streptophyta, Magnoliopsida, Malvales, Malvaceae. Gene Ontology annotation, biological process: protein peptidyl-prolyl isomerization. The record is from RefSeq and is a predicted model, not a curated record.